AUUAGUCCUUGCUAGCUUGCUGCUGAUGUAGAGCCUAGCUAGGGGAGAGAAACCGUUGGAGAAGGCAGAAUACAUGAGAAAAAAGAAGUAAAUUUAGGAUUGAUAAACACCUGGAAACGUGGCAGAAAGAAACUGAACAGGUAUCACCAGCAACUUGGCAACAACUCUUCUCUCCCCUGGCUCUCCAGUGUUCAAGGACACCGCCCUUCAUAUCAUAUAAAGUCACCCAGUGCCUCUCUACCUGAUUAUAUUUUCCCCAUCUUCACCAGUGCAAAAACUAAUCGUACACCAGCAGGACGUAAGAAACAUUAAUAAAGUGAUUUUUCUGCAUUUUUGAGAAAAUUCAGGUACACCCCAGCUACCAAAGUUACCUGUCAAUACUGUAUUAAGUUCUUCUGCUCCCAAAAUCAACCAUUAACCAAGCUUUUAAUUAGUCUGAACUCUUCAUCAUUUAUCAGCAGUACUCAGUUAUCUCAUCAGUAAGUCCAUCUAAGAAAGCUGUAAACAGUACUUAGCACCAUUAUGGCCUCCAUCACCCAGUCAUCUGAGCCCGAGAUCCCAGACAACCACAAAGAGAGCUGGCUGGCGCUGCUUUCUGCUGCGGAAACUUACUGCCAAAAGUCUGGCUUUGAUCUGGCCAUACUUACAGCUUGUAAGAAGUUCCGGUCGUCGGCUGGAGACGGAGAUGGGAGGAGGAAACGGGAGAGCAGCAGUGCCUUUCCUAAUGAGUGUGAUUUCUCCUAUAAUGUAUGGGGUCAAGGGUUUCUGGCAGAGUCUGCUCGCCGCUACAUGGACGACAUUGGUGUGCUGCACUCCACGACCAUGCUAACAGCCCAAAAGCACACACGCCAGUCAGGGCGAGAGGGAGGAACCAAACUGGUGGUGGACCUGACCUCGGACCCCGGACACAAGGGGAGCUUUACAGGCGACGGCGUGGUGGGCGGUGUCAGUCCCAAUGGCAGACUGUAUUCCCAAAGCUACCCGUCAAUCUACAGCUCAGGAGCCAUGACUGGGCAGGGUGACGGGCAGAACGGUAACGGAGAGAGGGAGCGGGAGAAGAGUGUGCAGGAGGCCGAGCGGGAGAGACAGAGGUCUGGGAUUGUGGACUUGGAAGAAGAGUGUGAGGAUGAGGAAGAGGAGGAGGAAAUGGAUGAGAGGAGACCCUAUGGGAAUGAAAGUGCUGGUGUCUUCUCCAUGGAUGAAGACUCUCUGUCUCGUGACUGCGAGCCGUUCUUUGAGUCCGACGGGGAGGAGGAGAGCACUGAUGGCUCUUUGAGUGAGGACGCUCCUCCGCCGUCACGCGGCAUGGCUGUGGGUCAGGCUGCGUUCUCGGCCCGUCACGCCCACCCCAUGGCUUUGGCCCGCUCGCUGCCGGUAUCUGUGCCUGUGUGGGGCUGCAGAGGAAGCAGGGGUGGUCAAGGAGACGGCAACAGUGGAGAACGGGUGGGCUGCGCUGACCUGGAGCACAUCGCUGCCAGUAUGAAGGCCCUGCUGGCACCUGGAGCCACUGACGGGACAGAAAUGUUUGGGGCCCUGCCUCGGCCCCGUCUCAACACAGGGGAUUUCUCCCUCAAGCAUUGAGAGAGAGCGAGACGAGUGGAGAGAAAGAGAAAGGAGAUAGAGGGAGAGAAUCAGCGAGAUGAAGAAAAGUCAUGACGGGAGGGACCUGGAUUGGCUGGCAGAUGUGACAUACAUGUAUGUGAAACGGUGUAAACGCUAGUACCUCCCAUUUAUUGCUCACUAACCAAAAUUAACAGCACAUGCUUCGAGGAGUAACUGACAAAAAGAAAUGUUGUUAUGAACACUAAUAACAUUUUCAACACUAUACCCCACCCCCAACUACACAUCCUACAACACUACAUUAGGACCUCAAGAUGUGUGUUGUGACCCAGUGCACUGACCAACAAAGACACUAAAACAGGGUGUAUAGUGGUGUAACGACAUAGCCAAUUGUUAAUUGUUCCAAACUUAUUGUGCUGAUUCAGGUUUUGGGAUGUUUCCUUUCAUAAAAUUACCUGUGAAGUGAGGAGAACUCGGGGAACAGCCAUCUCUACCCAGUUGACCGUUGGCUCCAGUGCUGCCAUGCUAAUGCUCUAGCAGACUGCAUUAGCGUUACAGUGCUAUGUUACCGUAAAAGAUAUAUGACGAAGUGCAGCAGUUCAGACACUCUCUUCUGAAACAUGAUAUGAAAUUAGCUUAAAGGAGUAGUUUCACAUUUCUUUGCGAGAGUUACAUGAGAAAAACGCCAACAUCUCUUGUGUCUCUUUGUAAAGUUUGGAGCUACAGCUGGGAGACGGUUAGCUUAGCUUAGCAUAAAGACUGGAAGCAAAGAAGAAAAGGAAAACUUUCUGCAGUUUAAAGAAUACGCCUACCAACAUGGCCCUGCUGUCAGUCUUAGCAUGAAGCACAAGAGCCAGUGAUCCCCCCCAGACAACAAUCAGAGAAAUGGUUGACUUACCACAAAGCUUUUCAAAAUGUGAGCAGAGGACACCAGCACCUCCUCAUUACAUGCCUAUUUGUACUUUUACUUUUGCCAAUGAAUGACUGAUGAUGAUUGUAAAUCAAUACUUACGGGAUGGUGAGUUGUUUUGUGGGUUUUUUUUUUUUUUUUUGAGCGAGAGAGACAGAGAGAGAAAGAUUUAAAAAAACACAAAUAAAUGUGUAAUGUUCUGUUAAGUACUUCUACGUUUCAAAUAAAGGAGCAACACCAA
Molecule: messenger RNA, 2711 nt
Organism: Micropterus salmoides (largemouth bass)
Lineage: Eukaryota; Metazoa; Chordata; Actinopteri; Centrarchiformes; Centrarchidae
Gene: akt1s1
Product: AKT1 substrate 1 (proline-rich)
Exons: 6
Coding region: 523-1581 (352 amino acids)
Biological process (GO): negative regulation of TOR signaling; neurotrophin TRK receptor signaling pathway; negative regulation of protein kinase activity
Cellular component (GO): cytoplasm
Source: RefSeq, a predicted model, not a curated record